Molecule: messenger RNA, 2325 nt
Organism: Armigeres subalbatus
Lineage: Eukaryota; Metazoa; Arthropoda; Insecta; Diptera; Culicidae
Exons: 5
Coding region: 809-2080 (423 amino acids)
Biological process (GO): arachidonate secretion; phospholipid metabolic process
Source: RefSeq, a predicted model, not a curated record
CACGCUCGAAUCGAAACGCUGAAAACCCUAACCAUAGUAGCGUCUCGAUUCCGAAUAAUUUUCCACCCCAUCCAUCGUCGGUCGAUACUUAGUAGGCGCAUUAGUCCAUUUUGAGCCACCAUCCGAAACGGUUUGCUUUGAUCAGGCUUAGAAACAAAAAAAAGCAGUAAUUGACCCGCCGCGAUCGCUAUCAUCGAUAUUGUUCUGCAUUUUUCCGCACUUGUGGAGCUCUGCGUAAUUCUCACGCGGAAAUCCAACUGCCAGUGCACGUUUUUCGGUGAAUUAAAUCCGGUGGCUCCAUUCUACCGCAUGCAGCUUGGAUCCAUUUGAAGAAGCAACAUCAUCAUCAUCGUCUUCGUCAUCGCAAAGCUUUUUAAUAAAUAAUUGAUUUAUUAGUUCCAUUGUUGAGCUGGAGUUGGAUGCUGUGGAUAUCGAACGAAGAACGUGUAAGAAUAGUUCGCCUGUGCGGAUUUGCUGAGCGGCACAGAGUCAAGGAUACUUCAACAACAAAAGUUCGUUGGCUGGUCCCACGCGGUGCACCUGCUGAGAAACGUUGCGAUUGCAAAGAAUUUUCUGCCAUCAAGACAUUCAGCAGCCACCGUUGAGCUCGAUCGGAAGAGUGCAUUCGUUCCGGUGAAAUAGUUCCACUGAUUGGAAGCUGUGUGUUACAAAGAAUCUCGCGAAUUAAAAAGGUGUGUUGGAAAAGGGCAGAAUAUGAUCAUUUGAGCGCGGAGACAAGCAUGAAGAAAGCUCUUAAGCCAGUUGUUCAGUUUGACAAAGGUUUAGUAGCGUUUAGUUUGGCGCCAGAAUGCCCUCGAGUCCGAUAAUGGUGGAAAACAUUAUACUGACGGUGAUGAUUGUGCUGGGUUCCUUGCUUUCGGUAGUGCACAACGAUCCGGUGCGAAGGUUUCAAAAAGUGACGAAGUUCGAAGAAAAUGAAGCCACCCCAAGUCAGGAGUUAGAUUCCGGUGAAUCUUCAACUCCAGUGCUGGAGAACUUUACUGAAAUUGAGCAUGGGAAUGCAACGACGGAAAAUGAAGCGGACAGCGUUGGCAUCAGUACGGUGAUAGUGAAGAUGAAGCAUUUUGGGACGAAGAAUUUUACGUUUUUGGAACCGGAUCAUAUUCCGAUUAGUGAUUUCAUGGGUCUGGACGAGAAUUUGGAUCUAGAGUUGCUGUUCAGUGAGCAGAUGCAGCAUGCAGAUUUUAAGCCGAAUGAAAGUCCGGUGCAGAACGUUGUGGUCCAGAUCGAUGACUACGACGACGACGGAAACUCGCAGAGCUAUUACCUACACUCCUCGCCGUACUCCGAAGACCCCCGCAAUGGAUCCUCACCCAGCUCAACGUCAACCAUCUCCUCACGAGUUACAGACUUCUUCCGGGACGUGUUGCAACGGCUCGGAGUCUACAAGUACAUCGUCGACUACCAAGCGGAUCAGAAGCAGAAGCCUGGGCAACUGGGUCCGAAGAUUCCCCACAGGUUCCACCCACACCUCAUCAACACCCCGAAGGGUAUCCGCAACCUGCCGAACCAUUUCGUUGAACAGGUGACACCGUCGCUGACUUCCACCGGAACAACGAGCUCCUUGGGAACGGCUGGGAGCUCGACGAAGCGCCCCUCACGGCCGUUCAAGACCACCGUCGGUGGGCUUUUCGUUCAGUUUAAGCAGCGCAUCAAAGCCAUCUAUCCGGGAACGGUUUGGUGUGGCGAUGGCAACCAGGCCAAGAGCGAAAACGAUAUCGGGUUCUUCUACAUGACGGAUACGUGCUGUCGGGCUCAUGAUCUGUGCCCGGCGGCGAUCGCAGCCGGGGAGCAAUUCAAUCGGCUGAAGAAUAAUGGAUAUUUUACAAGAUCUCAUUGCGACUGUGAUAAGCAGUUCUACAACUGCCUCAAGAAUGCCAACUCCCUGGUUUCGAACCAAAUCGGAUACACCUACUUCAACCUGCUCAAGCCACAAUGCUUCCGCCACGAGCACCCGAAAAUGGGUUGUUCUAAGAAAAUCAAGGGAAAAUGCCUAACCUAUGUGGUGGACGAAACCAAGGAUAAGAUGUGGCAGUGGUUCGACAACCUGAUCUACUAAAAGCGUUAGAUUUAUUCCUUUUUAGGUUGCAUCAACAAUCCGUGUGUAUGUGCGUAAUGUGUAACUAACUGCGUUUGAGACGCAGUCUUAUUUAUUGUAAUUAUCUAUCUAAUGGGUUCAAAGCAGAUAGUUCUGCCAAACAAUUCUCCAGUCAAAACUGGACUUAAGGGGAGUAAGAAGUGCAAAUGUGAUACUAAACGAAACAAAGCAAGAGUUGCCAAAUAUAUCGUAAAUUAAGCAAAUAA